AUGUUGUCAAGGUUAGCAACAUCAUUGUCGAGAUUGACAAGAUGGAGAGGUGCAGUUGAUCCACCUUCAUCAACAAAGACACAACCAAAGCAAUACAUUCAGAAUGAACAAGAGAGAUUGGAUACAUUCAAAGCAUUCUUGGCAACAAAUACAUAUUAUCAACAUAUGAAUAGCUUAUCAAACAAGACAAAAGAAGAGAUUGAACAACUUGAUAAAGAGAGACAAGAGCGAAAUGACAAGGACGAGCAAGAUGAUGAAGAGAGUUUGAAUGAAUACAUGAAGGACUUGAUGAAGACAUCUUAUAUUGAUCAAAAGAGGAGGAUUGGAGAGGUCGUUGGAACACAGAUGUUGGAUUUGUUUGAAUAUGUACAUAAGAUUGGCGGACUGAACAGCUACCCGCCACCAAUUCAGAAGUUGCCACUCAAUAGUAUGGAGGCAAAGCUGCGGCGCGCAUUGAUUAUCAAGGAGUCCAAUCUGGAGGGCGUCACAUUCGACCAUCCCGACGGGUUCAAGUUGCGCGUCGGACGGUCGGGCAUCGGCCACGACCAGGCCGGCUAUGGUGUGCACGUCGUGGGCACCGUCGUGCCGGGCACCGUGCUGGCCAUCUACCCAGGCGACACAUACUCGGCCAACACAAUAACGCCUGGCAUAAUCAAGGACAACGACUAUGCCAUCGCACGAUACGAUGGCACUGUUAUUGACGGACGCAGCUGGCUGAAAAAGACCGACAUGUCGGUGUACCGCCCGCAAUACUUUAACGAGACGGGAAGCUCUGGAGAUGGAGGCGUCGGCCUGCUCAAGUAUCGCAAUCCCUUUGCCAUUGGACAGUUUAUCAAUCACCCAGCAGAGGGACAGCGACCCAACGUCAUUGGCAUCAAGUACAACUUCUCGGCGGACUUCCCCGAGCACCUCAAGCCGUACAUUCCCAACAUGGAGAUGUUCGAGAAUCGAUUCCUUCGUGAUGGCAACAUAUUUGUCAAAUCAUUCGUAAUCAUUGCCUAUGAACAAAUCAAUGAUGGUGAACUAUUACUCAACUACCGAUUCAAUCCCGACAACCCUUACCCUGAUUGGUAUCACCAGCCCGACCUCGAAGAGGCCAAGCGUCGUUGGGGCCAAGUCGAAGAUCGUUUCUCACUGAAUACAAUCGCCAGUCGUCUACUCUAA
This is a messenger RNA of Acytostelium subglobosum LB1, 1164 nucleotides long. RefSeq lists its product as hypothetical. Bases 1 to 1164 code for a protein of 387 amino acids. The record is from RefSeq and is a predicted model, not a curated record. The transcript has a single exon. Lineage: Eukaryota; Evosea; Eumycetozoa; Acytosteliales; Acytosteliaceae.